ACAUCACAUCCUGAAGGAACCACAAAAGGUGAUAAAUCAGUGUCUCAGCAGAUAGAAAGUGGUAAUCGUUCACAGGAUAACAGUGAUCAGAGAGAUAAAGAACAAGGUGACAACACAGAGAACACGCACACAACAAGGCCAGAACGGAAUGAUGGACAAGACUCUUCUACUUCCACAACUCAAAGUACAGGUAAUACUUCUUCCAGCAAUACAUCCACAGAUGAAGCGCAGAAUAAUCAGGCUGAAAGUGACCCUAAUGCUGCAAAACCAGCAGAGAGUGAAUCAACCAGUGAGGAAUCAACCACCACCACCACAACAACAACAACACUUCCUCCUGAACUCACAAACAACAAGAAGGGUUAUGCAGACAGCAGCAGCAGUAUUAGCAGUUCUGUGUGGAUGCGUCUACCACUACUGAUUGUGGUUACACUGGCCUGUAUUCUUGUGUGCUGA
Trypanosoma theileri is the source of this 453-nucleotide messenger RNA. RefSeq lists its product as uncharacterized. The annotation marks the transcript as partial. The transcript has a single exon. Lineage: Eukaryota; Euglenozoa; Kinetoplastea; Trypanosomatida; Trypanosomatidae. The record is from RefSeq and is a predicted model, not a curated record.